AUGACAUGGUUUCAAGAAGGAGACAAGAAUUCCAAGUUCGUUCAUGCACAUGUAAAUGCAAGAAGGAAAGUACUACAUCUCAGGAGAAUUCAAAACUCUCAGGGUCAAUCGCUUGAAACUGAGGAGGAGAUUGCUGAGAAGGCUGUUAGAUUCUACCAAGCACAAUUUCAGGAAAAUAAUGUUCCUACUCAGUUUGACAUAUUGCAGCAUGUUCCUAAACUUAUUACAAGAGAGCAAAAUGAUAAUUUGACCGCUAAUCUUACCAAAGAAGAAGUUAAGAUUGCAGUAUUUGGAUUGAAUAAUGCAAGUGCUGGUGGACCUGAUGGCUUCACUGAUUUUGUGAGGGGUAGAAGUAUAGUGGAUAAUAUAUUGUUGACUCAAGAGAUAAUUACUGAUAUUAGGCUUAGAACUAAUAAAGGUAAGAAGAUUGCCAAUGCUGCUGUUCGUAAUGUUGUGAUGAAGUUGGACAUGACAAAAGCUUAUGAUAGGAUGUCAUGGAUAUUUCUCACAAAUGUGAUGAGGAAAAUAGGAUUUUGUGAGAUGUUCAUCAGUUUCAUUUAUGAAUUGGUUGGGAAUAACUGGUAUUCAGUACUUAUUAAUGGUCAGCCACAUGGUUUCUUUCAUUCAACUAGAGGUAUAAAGCAAGGUGAUCCUUUGUCACCUACUCUAUUCAUUCUAGGAGCUGAAGUGUUAUCAAGGGCGUUGAAUUCAUUGCAUUAUAACUUGUGGUUCAUUGGAUUUGGAUUGCCUAAAUAG
Lycium barbarum (goji berry) is the source of this 756-nucleotide messenger RNA. RefSeq lists its product as uncharacterized. Bases 1 to 756 code for a protein of 251 amino acids. The transcript is spliced from 2 exons. NCBI's taxonomy places the organism in Eukaryota, Viridiplantae, Streptophyta, Magnoliopsida, Solanales, Solanaceae. The record is from RefSeq and is a predicted model, not a curated record.